GCGUAUACUAGGCGUGCAUUAGGACCUCCCGUUUGUCUUCCUCCAGCGGUAAGGAGGUGCGGUCUAGGGCGGUUGUACAGUUUGGGGAGCGUGGGUUCCUCUUUUACACUUAGAGGUCCACGUCCUGACCUCCCGCCGGGCUGCACGAGCCUUUUAAACUUCUUUUUUUUUAUCUUCAUUGUCAGAGUUAACUUUUUUCAGAAUAUACAAUCUUUACCAAGGUCAUAGACCCUGCAUUGGAGAGCUCCUCUGUUUGUGUGUGUGUGUGUAAAGGUUCAUCAUGGUUCUCUCUGUGCUGCAAGGCUUCGGGAAAAAGCUUCUCCGUGUGAAAGUGGUGGAUUGCAACACUGAGGAUUCUCGCCUGUCACGAUGUCUCAACACUUUUGACUUGGUGGCGCUGGGGGUAGGCAGCACACUCGGCGCUGGCGUAUAUGUGCUGGCAGGCGCCGUGGCACGGGAAAAUGCGGGUCCUGCCAUUGUGCUCUCAUUUCUUAUUGCUGCUUUGGCCUCGGUCAUGGCGGGUCUGUGUUAUGCCGAGUUUGGAGCACGGGUGCCCAGGACAGGCUCAGCAUACCUGUAUAGCUAUGUCACAGUGGGAGAGUUGUGGGCCUUCAUUACCGGCUGGAACCUGAUCCUGUCAUACAUCAUAGGGACAUCCAGUGUAGCUCGAGCCUGGAGUGCCACAUUUGAUGAGCUCAUAGGGAAACAAAUCGAGAUGUUCUGCAGGAGCCACAUGAGUAUAAACGCACCUGGGAUUUUAGCCGAGUAUCCAGACGCCUUCGCUGUGCUCAUCAUCCUCAUUCUAACCUGUCUGCUGGCGUUUGGUGUGAAGGAGUCCGCUAUGGUGAAUAAACUGUUCACGUGUGUCAAUGUCCUGGUGUUGCUGUUUGUCGUGAUCUCCGGUCUGAUCAAAGGGUCCCUCAAAAACUGGAACCUGGAUCCAGAAGAGAUCUUUAACAGAAGCCUGAGUGAAAAUUAUACAGGGCCAUUUCCUUCACGUGACCGCCUGGGAAUGGGUGGGUUUAUGCCGUUUGGAAUCGGUGGAGUUCUUUCAGGCGCUGCUACUUGCUUUUAUGCUUUUGUUGGGUUUGACUGCAUCGCUACCACAGGAGAGGAGGUGAAGAACCCACAGAGGGCCAUCCCGAUUGGCAUUGUGUCCUCGCUGCUCAUCUGCUUCGUGGCCUAUUUCAGCGUGUCUGCAGCUCUUACUGUGAUGAUGCCCUAUUAUCUGUUAGAUAAAAACAGCCCGCUGCCCGUGGCGUUUAAAUAUGUGGGCUGGGACGGCGCUACGUACGCUGUGGCAGUCGGAUCACUGUGUGCCCUCUCCACCAGUUUGCUGGGCUCCAUGUUUCCUCUGCCCCGCAUUAUCUUUUCCAUGGCGUGUGAUGGCCUGCUCUUCUCCUUCCUGUCUCGCCUCAGUGAGAGGAAGACGCCCAUUGUCUCCACCAUGGUGGCAGGGCUUUUGUCCGCUGUGAUGGCUUUCUUGUUUGACCUAAAGGAUUUGGUAGAUCUCAUGUCCAUUGGGACACUGCUGGCAUAUACGCUAGUGGCUGCCUGUGUCCUUGUUUUGAGGUACCAGCCGGAACAGCCCAGUGUGCCGUAUCAGAUGGCCAGGUCUCAGGACGAUGGCGAGCUUGAUUCCAUCAGCGAAGGAAGUUCAAAUUACCUGACUAAAGCCCAGGACAAGCUCAAGCUCAGUGACAUUCUUUUCCCUAAAAUCACAGAACCUUCGGGCCAGUCUGGCUCCAUCGUCAACAUCUGCACUAGUGUGAUAGGUGUGCUGGUGUGCGUUUUCUGUAUUGUAGCAGUGCAGGGUGAGUUUCAGGUCUGGUCUGUGAUCACGAUGACAGUCCUAGCUGUAAUAUGCGUCCUCUUCAGUCUGGUAAUCUGGCGGCAACCUGAGAGCAAAACCAAGCUAUCUUUUAAGGUUCCUCUGCUUCCUUUCCUGCCUGUGUUGAGUAUGUUUAUUAACGUCUACCUGAUGAUGCAGCUGGACAGAGGCACCUGGAUGCGUUUUGCUAUCUGGAUGGUAAUCGGCCUUUUUAUCUACUUUGGCUACGGGAUCCGAAACAGCACAGAGGCAACGUCGGCAAGUAAUGCCACAGAAAACGACAACUCGGGCAAACACAUGGGUAAAAUAAACGAACCUCCCAUUCCUGAGAAAGAGGCCUUUCUUGCCCAUGUUAAUGACGGCGAGGAGGAGGAAGAGGACAAUGAUUCCUAAGGAUGAUCAUGUUGCAUAAAAAAAGGAAAAGGAAAUGUUGUAGCCAAUACAGACUUGUCAUAUUGUGAUGCCGGAUAUUGAGUAUUUGAGAAAUCGACGUCCUACUGGUCACGUUCAUGAGUUUUGCCGUUAUCAGCACUGCUGACAUGUCUAGCAUUGUGUCCUUCAGGCUUUCAGUGCUCGUGAAAGGUUUUAGGUGCUAUUUACUGCCAAAGAACUCGGUUUUAAAUUAUGUUGCCAAAUUGUUCGCCUUGGGAAAGUGAACCUUGUAUAUUACUGAAUGAGUUGUUUAUAAGCAGAGACUGUAUAUUGUAUGCAUUGCUCUGCCCUGGUUGUAUAAAUGGACCAGAAAAGCUACUUUGGUUAUUACACCUCUAUCAGCUUUAAAUAUGAUUUUACAAAUGUUUAUAUGUGGAAGUCUCUUCACUACACAUCCUGCAGGUUUGCUAUGGAUUUAAAAUUAUAUUUAUGUCGGGCUGCUUUUCCUGAGCAUUGAGAUGAUUUUGUUCCUUUUUCAUUUUGUGACUUUCUCUGAAAAUCUAGGUUUGAUUAUAAAUAAAUAACUAGCAUUACAAGAAAGAGACUGGAACAAAAUAGAAUGUAAGUAUGUAUGCAUUAUUUGAGCAGUUUGGUAAAGUGUAGAGUUGGAAUUGUUCUGUAACAUAUGAGGUCAAUGAUUGGCAAGAAGUGCAGUGCCUUGCUACAGGUAUUUUUUUUUUUUUUGUAAUAUACGUGUGAAUUGUUUGUUUGUUUUUUUGCAUUGUGACAUGAACUUUGGUUUGGGGAUUUUGUUAUUUAUGCUGCAUCCUACAUGUGCUUUAUUCGAGUCACCUUCUGUGUGUUCUGGCCAUCUUUUAAGGGAAAUGUUCACAUACAUUAAAUAAAACUUUGUAUGUGUUUGUCA
Messenger RNA from Silurus meridionalis, 3128 nucleotides. It is a transcript of the gene slc7a1b, whose product is annotated as solute carrier family 7 member 1b. The transcript has 12 exons. Gene Ontology annotation, cellular component: plasma membrane. Lineage: Eukaryota; Metazoa; Chordata; Actinopteri; Siluriformes; Siluridae. The coding region runs from base 281 to 2224 and encodes 647 amino acids. Gene Ontology annotation, molecular function: amino acid transmembrane transporter activity. The record is from RefSeq and is a predicted model, not a curated record. Gene Ontology annotation, biological process: transmembrane transport; amino acid transport.